Molecule: messenger RNA, 177 nt
Organism: Talpa occidentalis (Iberian mole)
Lineage: Eukaryota; Metazoa; Chordata; Mammalia; Eulipotyphla; Talpidae
Gene: MRLN
Product: myoregulin
Exons: 2
Coding region: 37-177 (46 amino acids)
Source: RefSeq, a predicted model, not a curated record
CCUGGGAUUAAGUCAGGAAACAAGAGAAUUUUUGAUAUGGCAUGUAAGAACUGGAUAUUAAUUUCUACUCCUAACCCCACAAGCCUAGAAGAUGAAAUUGUGGGAAGACUUCUCAAAAUAUUGUUUGUUAUCUUUGUUGACAUAAUGUCUAUUAUGUAUGUUGUUAUAACUUCUUAG